Messenger RNA from Rotaria sordida, 414 nucleotides. The record is from the annotation of a GenBank genome assembly. NCBI's taxonomy places the organism in Eukaryota, Metazoa, Rotifera, Eurotatoria, Philodinida, Philodinidae.
AUGCGGAUCGAAAAAAAAUAUGAUUUUAGUUCAUUAGUUUGUUGUGGAUUAGAUGCUAGUUCAAUGAAUAUUGACUUUUUACGUCAAUUAGAAAAAGAAAUCCCUAUUAAACGUACUGCACAAUAUUAUGGAAUGACAGAAAAUGCUGCAAUUCUUACCAGUAGUAUGUGGUCUGGUGAUGAAAAUGAAAUACGUCGUCUUACUUCAAUCGGUCGAUGUAUGUCACGUUUAGAAAUUAAAGUACUUGAUGGAGAAGGAAAUCCAGUACCUAAUGGUCAACAAGGUGAAAUAUGGGCGCGAGGAUUUCCUAUAAUAAUUGGAUAUUAUGGUGAUUCACAGAAAACAAAUGAAGCAAUAACACUAUCAGGAUGGCUUCGAAGAGGUGAUGAAGGUCGAAUGGAUAAAGAUGGUUAG